ACUGCUUCUUGCAAAUACCAGUGAUAAAAUUACUUCUUCUUUGGAAUGGUCUGCUCUGAUUCCUCUUCUGUUUUCUACAUCGGAGAGCGACACAGGCCUGGUGAGGCAUAAAGAACUUUGCCUCUGAGCAGCGCUGCCACCUCAGGAUUCCACUUGGAUAAAACACUUCCAAGAAGAAAAUGGCCUCAUAUGCUCUGCAAAUAGCUGGCUUGGUGUUUAGUGGUAUUGGUAUGGUAGGUACAGUGGCGGUCACCAUCAUGCCUCAGUGGAGAGUGUCGGCCUUCAUCGGAAGCAACAUCGUGGUGUUUGAAAACAUCUGGGAAGGACUAUGGAUGAAUUGCAUAAGACACGCUAACAUCAGAAUGCAGUGCAAAGUCUAUGACUCUCUGCUGGCUCUUUCUCCGGACCUACAGGCAGCCAGAGGGCUGAUGUGUGCUGCUUCUGUGCUUUCCCUCUUGGCUUUCAUGACAGCCAUCCUUGGCAUGAAGUGCACCAGACUCACUGGGGAUGAUGAAAACGUGAAGAGUCGCAUCCUGCUGACGGCUGGAAUUCUCUUCAUCAUUACAGGCAUCGUGGUGCUCAUCCCUGUGUCCUGGGUUGCUAAUUCCAUCAUCCAAAACUUCUACAAUCCAGUAGUGGAUCCUGGCCAGAAACGUGAGCUUGGAGAAGCCCUCUACAUAGGCUGGACCACAGCACUGGUGCUGAUUGCUGCAGGGGCACUGUUCUCUUGUGUUUUCUGUUGCACCGAAAAGAGCAAUAGUUACAGAUAUUCAGUACCAUCUCAUCGAACAACUCAGAGAAGUUUUCACGUGGGAAAGAAGUCACCGAGCAUAUAUUCCAAAAGUCAGUAUGUGUAGUUGUCUGUAUUUCUUAACUUAAUGUAUGAAACCAUACAAAUGACUAAAAUGUCCACUGCUUUCUACAAGUAGGACUCAAAGGAGUGUUACUUGGGCAUCCUUAACUGCCUAACGUUAAUUACAGGAACUGUGCACCAUCUAUUUAUGACUUUAUGAACUGUUUCAGCAGAAUGAGAUACUAUACACCCUGCUUUGAUUGUUCUUGGAAAUAUGGUGAUUUAUUUUCUUAAAUGGUCUAUGCACCUAUUCCUUGUAUUAGUUACUUCAAAAUGAUUUUGCUUAAGACUGUUAUUUUACAACUGUGAUUUCUGUGCUGUAGCAUUAUGCAUGUAGAUGAUCAUGACGUUUAUAUCUCCCAGAAAUAGAGACAAGCUUAUAUGGUUUGAUUUUAAAUGAAAUACUGAUCCAUUACACUAAGUAAAUAGAAAUCAACUAUUGCUUUUCAAGGGACCCAGGGUUUGGGUUGAAGAAGGGUGAUAUUAAUUGUUUAAAAACAGCUUAGGGAUUAAUGCACUCGUUUAUAAUGAAGGUUAGAAUGAAAGCUUUUAUCAGCAGUAUAAAGGAAACUAAAUGACUUUCUGAUACCUUUUUUUUUCAGCUGAGAAGUUAGAAAUUCUAACUCCUUUAUCCUCUUUCCAAAGACAUUUUUGUUUCUUGUAUAUUUAAUUAACAUCUUUUUUAAAAAGCAGAUAUUUCCUGAAAAGGCAUUAUAUUCAAGCUACUUUUCCUGGGCUAUCCUAAGAAAGAGAAUAAAACUAUGGUCUAAGAUAAAUUAGCAAUUUGAGGAAACUUAAUUUAUUAUUUUUUUUGUAACUGUAGAAGGGCUCAUUUUGACAAAAGAAAUCAUACUUGUAUGGGAAUAUUUCAAUAAAUAUUUGAGUGAGGUCUUUGGGAUUUUACCAAUACAAAUGAAAGACUCUAACUAAUUUUAUUUGUUUUUUAUUUUCUUACAAAAAAUGUAUACUCUGAAAAUUUCAACUGCUCCUAUACAGAUAUGUAAAUCAAGGUUGUUAUGUUGGCUCUUUCAUAGAUACCUUUCUUUAUUUGUUCAGAUUUUAUUGAGUUUUGAUUAAGUGUGGAAAUACCAUUUGUGUUUUCCCCAAAGCUGAUGUGAUUGAUCAUCCAGUUCAGAAAUUUGUAUCUACAUUUGUCCACUUAAAGGACUACUUGUGCUAAUUGCUUUAUGUGUUUUGUAUUAAUAAAUUAUACCUUUUCAUAAGUAUA
This is a messenger RNA of Chinchilla lanigera (long-tailed chinchilla), 2081 nucleotides long. RefSeq names its product claudin 8 (gene Cldn8). The record is from RefSeq and is a predicted model, not a curated record. Gene Ontology annotation, biological process: bicellular tight junction assembly; cell adhesion. NCBI's taxonomy places the organism in Eukaryota, Metazoa, Chordata, Mammalia, Rodentia, Chinchillidae. The transcript is spliced from 2 exons. Gene Ontology annotation, cellular component: bicellular tight junction; plasma membrane. Gene Ontology annotation, molecular function: structural molecule activity. Bases 180 to 857 code for a protein of 225 amino acids.